This is a messenger RNA of Dendronephthya gigantea, 1215 nucleotides long. RefSeq names its product paired mesoderm homeobox protein 1-like. Gene Ontology annotation, molecular function: RNA polymerase II transcription regulatory region sequence-specific DNA binding; DNA-binding transcription factor activity, RNA polymerase II-specific. Bases 91 to 906 code for a protein of 271 amino acids. The record is from RefSeq and is a predicted model, not a curated record. The transcript has 4 exons. Gene Ontology annotation, biological process: regulation of transcription by RNA polymerase II. NCBI's taxonomy places the organism in Eukaryota, Metazoa, Cnidaria, Anthozoa, Malacalcyonacea, Nephtheidae.
UCUGUUUGAUCGCUGGUAUUUUGGAGUACGUAUUAAUAAACAAAUAAUUGAAUUUAUUGUUAAAGAAGACUUAGUCAUUGAGGUGAAGAGAUGUCAAUCCAAAAUGCGGAUCCUCUUAACGAAGAAAGGAGGGUGAUUGAUAAUUUAAUAGCAAGCAGUCAGAGUCUUAUGGGAAACAAUGAGCCACUUCAACAGUAUCCACCUUCAUCGGAAUACCCAAUGGAACCAGCAAAAACAAAGAUUAUGAUAAAAUCAAGGCGGGGCAGAACAUCCUACACCCAAACUCAACUUUCUGAACUGGAAGCUGCCUUCUCUAAUACACAUUACCCUGAUUUUCAAACAAGAAAAGACUUGUCAAAUCACCUAAAAAUUCCUGAUGAUAGAAUACAAGUUUGGUUCCAGAAUCGAAGAGCCAAAUUUAGAAAGAACCAACGUCAAGUAAUAAACACUUACCAAGGAACUGCUACUGCACAAAAUACACCAACAAUGAUGUUGGUUCAUAGCAACCAAGGACAAAAUUCAAGACAACCAGUGGUGGAUAAUGCCAUGAGACGACCAUCACCAAUACAACAUACAACUUCCACAAUAAAGGAGGAGGGAACAGAAUUCAAUGGUACAUGCACCUCAUCGAAUUCUAUGUGCACAUCUGCAUCAGGAAAUAAGGCACAAAACCAAAUCACCAAACAGGAAGAACUGGUGAAUAUUUACGAGAAGUUAACAACACCUCAUACAACACAAGAGCUUAUUUCUGACAACCAGAAGACCGCACCUUCGUUGUAUUCAUUAAGUGCUACUAUUUCAUCAUCGGGUCAAUAUAUCAUACUAGGAGGAGAUAACAUAGGUCCAACUGCACAUUCAAAUUUCCAACCACAUGUUCCAUCUACCAACACCUCAGGGAAAUACUAGAUUUGUAUACUGAUAUAAAGUACUCUCUGAAUGGGAGAAUAUUUUCGCUGUUAAAUAUUUUGAGUUAUAACACAUGCACUUUUUUAAGCCAGUCAUCAUUUAUUCAGGUAAACAUAGUGAUGGGCAUCAGAAAUUAGUAAAUAUUUAUAUUAAAUUUGUGAACUUAUAUGAAAUUAUCUAUGUUGAGGUAAUUGGCCUUGGUCAGUUAUAGCAGGUCAAAAUAGUUUUCAAACAACAAAAAGCCCUAUAAAUUAGCCUUUCUCACGAUGACGAAUGUCCCGGCAUUUUUGGGGUACUUUUUUUUAAAUU